AUGGCGGCAGCGACAGCAAACAACGGGGGCGCUGCCAAAGUCGCGACUGAGUUCGAGAAGAUCAUCCACGCAGCCCGCGAGCGCAAAAAGGCCGAAGAGCUUGCUGCCAAAAUUUUCGGGAAAGACCGUCGACAGAGUGCUGGACCCGGUCCUCUUUCUAGCCGCGCCGGCGUGAAGAAGAACAAGGACAAGAAGCGCCUGCGCCACAGUACUGGCAAUGUCGAUGUCAGCACGAGCACACCCGCUCUCGGCCCCCUUGCCUCACGCAUCACCGACCCCAACGCCUUCAUCCCGCCAGCUGCUAACCGCAACCGGCAAAAGCGGCAUGCCGCAAAGCUUGCCCAAGCUCUGAUCCGCUCAGAACUACAGCAGCCGCCCAACAAUAGCACCCAACAAAAGAAUGAUUCAACCCCCUCACCCAACGGGGCGCCCCCUACUGCGCCGACAGGGCCCGCGGCGACAAGUUUCAGCAAGAACCAGGGUUUCCAAAUCCGAGGACUGGCCGGGCCAUACGUGGUGAUGGCCCAGAACUUUGCGCCCGGCACGACGGCAGCCGACAUCGAGAGUGCCAUGACUCCGGUGGGCGGCAUCAUCGAGAGCUGCCGCAUCAUCAAGCAGCGCCCGAUUGUGAUUGCCGAGAUUGUGUUUGAGAGCAAGGAGGGUGCCCAGAAGGUGAUUGACACUUUCAACAACCAAACUGCUGAUGGCCGAGUGCUGUCCGUCUACUUCAAGCCAGGCAACACCCCUUCGACAUAUCCUCCUUCGCGCCCGUCAUCCGAUCGUGAUGCCAUGGUCAUCGACGGCUCUUACGGGUUCCCCGAGUCAGACACCACCACUAGCGGUGGUCUGUAUAGUGACGAGAUGGUCAAGACCAACCGCUGGGGUCGCGGCUUCAACAAGGCGGGGCGCUUCUCUGGAUGA
Molecule: messenger RNA, 921 nt
Organism: Thermochaetoides thermophila DSM 1495
Lineage: Eukaryota; Fungi; Ascomycota; Sordariomycetes; Sordariales; Chaetomiaceae
Exons: 4
Coding region: 1-921 (306 amino acids)
Molecular function (GO): RNA binding
Source: RefSeq, a predicted model, not a curated record